Phodopus roborovskii (desert hamster) is the source of this 771-nucleotide messenger RNA. It is a transcript of the gene Spmip10, whose product is annotated as testis expressed 43. Lineage: Eukaryota; Metazoa; Chordata; Mammalia; Rodentia; Cricetidae. The record is from RefSeq and is a predicted model, not a curated record. The transcript has 3 exons. Gene Ontology annotation, biological process: flagellated sperm motility.
AUAACCGAACCACACCCUCAGGCUCUAGUCUAACAGAUUUUUCCUGUUUGUAAAAUUCCAAAUGUCUCCAAGUGUUCUCAUUUUUUAAUCGGUGAUGUUUUUCCCAAAGAAACUUUACAGACACACUUGAAAAUAGCUCUGAGCUGCAUACUCUUAGCUUCUAAGGGUUGCUGUGGUGUUAGCAGGACAAUUGUUACAUCAACAGCUGCAGUUUCAUCAGAAUUGGACUGUGUGAGAUUCUAGGUGAGAAUUCUGUCAUUGCUGCCAGUGAUGGCUUUGGAAAAAGAUGCCUGUCCUGCUUUACCGAAACUGGACAAUAGCAGCGCAGCAGAGAAUGCAUCUAAGCCUGCCAAUAAGUGAGGAUCUCAGGGUCUGGGCUGGUAUGAGGAAAUUCACUUACCACGGUUCUCACUAAGGCAAGGCAUGAUCCCGAUACGUUACGUUAUGCCUUGGAAAGAAAACAUGAAAUUCAGGAAAGUGAAUCUGAAGCAAGCAGAAGCUUGUGGGAUCUAUGCUGGCCCCAUGGAAGAUUCUCUGUUCUGGGGUUACAGAGAGCGGCUUUGCCAUGGGGAAGAUCGGAAAGUCGUUCUGAAGAAAGGCCCACCGGAUAUAAAGAUCGCCGACUUGCCUUUGCACUCACCUCUCUCCAGAUACCAGAGCACCGUGAUCUCCCAUGGCUUCAGGAGGCGACUGAUCUGAUGUGCCAGCCUGGGGGUAGCCAUGUGCUUGCCUAACGUACAACAGGCUCAGGGUUCAAAUCCCAUUACUACU